AUGGCUUAUAUUCCCAAGGUUGGACGUCAACGAGGAGUUACAAGUGGAUAAUAUGUCCAAGAAGUCAGAUUUACUAUGUGAAAAAAACGUCAUUGGGGGUUUAAACCGUCGUAUUUCAUUGUCUGCGGCUUAAAAAGUAACUUGGACUCCGCUCGGUGGGCUUGUUUGUAAAGAAAAACAAAUGAAUUGCAAACAAAACUAACCUAUUUACAUCAAUUAGUGUAAUUUCCCCCUUCUCCCCGGCUUCCUCUUCUCCCAAUUUCGUUAAUCAACCGAAUUAAAUUACAAAUUUUGACCGAAUUCUGAUCUCUAAAGUAAUAUAAGUCAUGUCAUCGUGGCCUUCGUAGUAUCACUUUUUAUAUUCUAAACCAAAUGUCUAGGGUUUGUAAAGGCAUAAAAAAUGUCUGGGGGUCUACAAUAAUUAUUUUGAUGACAUCUUUUCCGUCCCAAGUAAUUUAAUUUCCUGCGGGUUAUUAGGCUUCUGGUUAUAAAAGCAGAAGUGCUCGGGCGAAAAAAGUAUGACAUUUCGCUUGAAUAUGAAGCCUUGUUGUCACCUCGUGCUUCUUGAAGCCGUGAGCCGCAAGUGCACUUCAUUAUUCGCCAUCUUUUAUAUUACACUUGGUAUUAAAGUCGUAAUUCACGUCAUGAUUUGAAAUUGCGCGUUUAAAUUAACGGAAAUAUCAGUGAAAGGAAAGAAUAUAGUCUAAUUGAUCCUCUAGGCGCCAAAAUUGAUCCCUCGCAGAACCCGAACGGUGGUGGUGCCGCCCAACAAGGCGGCCACCAAGCCCAGAAUCCCAACCAACAGCGAGGACAACAGGGCGGCGCUCAUGAUGUGGAAACACCCAUGCUCGACCAACAGACCAUGAUGAUGCUGGGUAAGCCAAUUUUACACUUAUCGUAAAAAUCAAACCAUAGUUUAUAACAAAAUCAUGAUUUUGGUCUCAUGUGUAAUAUAAAAAUUUGGAGCUAAGCAUUUAUAUUUUGCUUUAACAAUGAAAGCAUGCCGUAAAAGUCAUGUGAUAGCUAGUCCACAAAAAAUUCGGCCGAAAUUGGCCAAGAAAGAAAAUUUUUCCUCAGCAGUCUGCAGAAGAUCGGGCGCAGCCUGCGAAACAAAAAUCCGAGAAAAUCCGUGGGAAAUUGGAUCCUCUUUUGCCGCCCGCAGGUUCCCUAACAUUUCAUCUAACACUCUACAUGAAUAGAUAAAUAGAAUAUGGCCAUCCAUAACCUGAUCCCGCAUUUAGAAGCACUGACGGUCGGCGACAACAACAACCCCAUGUACAUGGGCGGCAUCAUGGGUGGGCCUCCACUCGGACCCGGCCAAUACACGUUGGCGCCGGGCCCCCCACAAAUGGGUUACCAGCCGCAGAUGCCGUUCACCGACAUGUACGUCAACCAAAUGCUGGGAGGCCAAAGUCAGUUCGGACAGCCGGGCGGGUUCGACGUCGGGACGCCCAGCGGCCAACAAUCGCAACAACCUCGACCGAUUGGUAGUCUGGCACCGGGUGCACCAAUUGGUUCCUCACAAACCUCUCAAGAGAUCUCCAGGUAAUAAAUUUUCUGUUUGUUUUGUGUUGGUUUAGGUAGCUGAGGGAUAACAUCGGAAAAUCAUUGGAAACGUCAAAGUUUUUGGUAAAAUGAUGUCGAUUAUAUCCGUCAGACAUCGCAGAAGCUUUGGUAAAGCCAUGAAGCCGUGUGCUCCAAAUUCUUUGCCUUUUUUUGAUUCACGCAUCUUCAAGUACCUAGAAUAAUAUAUUUUUUUCAGUUCUUUCAGCGGCCAGGGUCUGGGUGCGCCAGGCCAGCCGAUUAUGGGUACCUCGUCAUCUUUCGUUGCUCCGCGCCGUCCCGGGCCGGGUGUUGAAGGAAAACAAAUCGCCUUACGAGCUAAUCACUUCCAAGUUCAGAUCGCUGCUCAUGAAGUUCAAUUUUAUUUGGUGGAAAUCCAACCCGACAAGUGUCCCAGAAAGGUUAAUCGGUAAGGGUUUUGUGUUCUUCAAGUUUUAUUUAUUUUAAAUUUAGUUUUAAUCGAAGAAUCAUGGUUAUACUUGAUUUAGCUACCUAAAAUAUUAUCUUUUUCAAUUUUUAGGGAAAUUAUCAACAAGAUGAUCGAAUCUUACAAGCAAUUCUCUAAUAUCAAGCCAGUGUACGACGGGAAAAAGUCCAUGUACACCCGUCAACCCAUUCCAAACAUUGGCUUCGAACGCUGUGAAUUCGAAGUCACAAUGCCUGGAGAUUCUCCGGUGGAUCGCAGGUUCUCGGUUGCACUCCAAUGGAAGGAGACCGUCUCAUUGAAGGCAUUGGACGAUGCUCUUCGUGGGUUCCGCAGAGAUGUCCCAUUGAACUCGGUUCAAGCCAUGGAUGUUAUCCUCAGGCACUUGCCCUCUACAAAGUACACUCCGGUUGGACGAUCCUUCUUCUCUCCUCCGGCUGGUCAACUACAACAUCAUGGAGGACCUGGUGGUCCAUCUUAUCACUCAGGAGAUUCGAAAUUGGGUGGAGGAAGGGAAGUUUGGUUCGGAUUCCAUCAAAGUGUGAGGCCGAGUCAAUCCAAAAUGAUGCUCAAUAUUGACGGUAAGUAGAGUUUUUGUUUUGUUCUUGAAUUUAGUUUCCAAGCGUCCAGACAAGAGAUUUUAAUAAUUUUAUAUUAUUCAUGGCAAAUUUUGACUUCAAUAUUUCAGUGUCUGCCACUGCCUUCUACCGCAAAAUGCCUGUGAUCGAAUUCAUCGCCGAGGUCCUCGAACUGCCAGUCCAAGCGCUUUCCGACCGUCGCACACUCAGCGACGCUCAACGAGUCAAAUUCACCAAAGAAAUUCGUGGUCUCAAAAUCGAAAUCAACCAUUGUGGUCAGAUGCGAAGAAAGUAUCGGGUGUGCAAUGUGACCCGUCGUCCCGCCCAAACUCAGACCUUCCCCCUGCUGCUGGAGUCGGGCCAAACCGUCGAAUGCACCGUGGCCAAAUACUUUGCCGACAAGUAUCAUAUGCAGCUCAAAUACCCCCAUCUUCCGUGUCUCCAAGUGGGCCAGGAACAGAAGCACACGUUCCUGCCGCCAGAAGUCUGUGAGAUUGUGUCGGGCCAGAGGUGUAUCAAGAAAUUGACGGACAUCCAGACCUCCACGAUGAUCAAGGCGACGGCCAGAUCGGCGCCCGAAAGAGAGCGAGAGAUUGCGAGUCUGGUGAAGCGGGCCGAGUUCACCAACGACCCCUACGCCCAAGAGUUCGGCAUCAGCAUCAACUCCAACAUGACCGAAGUGAAGGGCCGCAUCCUGAGCGCCCCCAAACUGUUGUACGGCGGCAGGAACAAGAUGACCGCCCUCCCCAACCAAGGCGUCUGGGACAUGCGCGGCAAACAGUUCCACACCGGAAUCGAGGUCAAAAUCUGGGCCAUCGCCUGCUUCGCCCAACAACAACACGUCAAGGAGAACGAUCUGCGCAACUUUACUUCUCAACUUCAACGCAUCUCCAGCGACGCCGGCAUGCCCAUCAUCGGGCAGCCGUGCUUCUGCAAGUACGCCGUCGGCGUCGAUCAGGUCGAACCCAUGUUCAAAUACCUCAAACAAAACUUUCAAGGUAAAUUUGGCACAAAAAACGGAAAAUUUUUGAAAAUCUGGGAAAAAAUUAUAUUAUCCAUGAUGAAAUUUUGAAAAAAAAAAUUUUUUAAUUUUUCGCUCGUUUCAGGUCUCCAAUUAGUCUGCGUCGUGCUGCCAGGCAAAACCCCGGUCUACGCCGAAGUGAAACGUGUAGGCGACACCGUGCUCGGGAUCGCCACCCAAUGUGUGCAAGCCAAGAAUGUGAUCAAGACCACGCCCCAAACGCUUUCCAACCUCUGCCUGAAAAUGAACGUGAAACUGGGCGGAGUGAACUCGAUCCUCUUGCCGAACGUUCGCCCACGCAUCUUCAACGAGCCGGUGAUAUUCUUGGGCGCGGAUAUUACCCAUCCACCAGCAGGUAAGAGGCUUUCGGUAGAGGAUUUGAGGCCAAAAUUUUAACAAAGAAAGUACUUCUAUGGGGUAUGGAGUUACAGGUUGUGACAUAUAUCAAAAAAAUCGCAAAAUUUUCCUGAUUCAGAAUAUGUAAAAAUUAGCUGCCUGAUUUUGGUUUGUAAGGGUGAAAAAAUCAUCAGAAGUUUUCUCGCAACACCACGCAAAUGCCUUUUUGGCCAAGUUUUUACCAAAUCAAAUGCUUGUUUUUGAGCUAAAGUGAACCCUGGCAUCUUGACAAGCCUUAAAAUAUCAAACUUGAUUAAUACUACACCUUAAUUAGGGCGUCGCGUUGUAUUAAUAAAAUUUGAUUUUUAAGGCUUUUCAAUAUGCCAGGGUUUGCUUUAGCUCAAAACAAAGCUUUUGAUUUGGUAAAAACUUUGUCAAAGCAUUUCCAUGGUGUUGCGAGAAAGGUUCUGAGGAUUUUUUCACCCCAAUAAACCAAAAUUAGGCAGCUAAUUGUUACAUAUUCUGAAUCAGAAAAAAAUUGCGAUUUUUUGAUAUAUGUCACGACCUGUUACCCCAUUGAAGUACUUUCCUUGUAAAAUUUUUUGCAUUUUUUGGAGGUUUUAUGAAAUUUCCUAUCGCCAGUUUGAGUUUACUCUGCUUGGAAUUGGGUUGGAAUUAUUUAUUUUUUUAAAGCUUGUCAUUUAAUUUGGAAACAAAUUACGUCAUGAUUGAAGUGGUUUUAGGGGACUCCCGGAAGCCCUCCAUCGCCGCUGUUGUGGGCUCCAUGGACGCGCAUCCGUCGCGGUAUGCGGCCACGGUCCGCGUCCAGCAACACCGCAACGAGACGAUCACCGACCUGACGUGGAUGGUCCGUGAACUCCUCGUCCAAUUCUACCGCAACACCCGCUUCAAACCCACCCGAAUCGUCAUGUAUCGAGACGGCGUGUCGGAGGGCCAGUUCUUCAACGUCCUCCAACAGGAGCUGCGCGCCAUGCGCGAGGCAUGCAUGAUGCUGGAACGAGGCUACCAGCCCGGCAUCACGUUCAUCGCCGUCCAGAAACGCCACCACACCCGCCUGUUCGCGGUGGAGAAGCGGGACCAGGUCGGCAAGGCCUUCAACAUCCCGCCCGGCACCACCGUGGACGUCGGCAUCACCCACCCCACCGAAUUCGACUUCUACCUCUGCUCGCACGCCGGCAUCCAGGGCACCUCCCGGCCCAGCCACUACCACGUCCUCUGGGACGACAACUGCCUCUCCGCCGACGAACUCCAACAACUCACUUACCAGAUGUGCCACACAUACGUCCGCUGCACGCGGUCCGUCUCCAUCCCCGCGCCCGCCUACUACGCCCAUUUGGUGGCGUUCCGCGCCAGGUAUCACUUGGUGGACAGAGAUCAUGACAGGUAUGUGGGGAGUGGAUUUGAGGGGAGAUUUGGGCAUUAUGGGUUGAUCAUAGAGUUUUUGGUAAGAAUUGUUCUGAGUUUUUGUCAAAUUUGGGCAUUUGGUUAUAUUGUACAUGAUGAAAAUUUCUAAUUUUGGGUGUUUACUAGCUGAAAUAUACAAUGUAGGAUAUUUCUUUAGCACUUUGGGGAUUUCACUAGGACUUCCAGAGAGUUUAGCCUAAAUUUAGGCAUAUUAUAUUAUCCAUGACAUUUUUUUUUUAAUUUUUUCUAAUUUUUGCGAUUUUUAGUGGCGAAGGCAGCCAGCCUUCGGGCACCAGUGAAGACACGACCCUCUCCAACAUGGCCCGCGCCGUCCAAGUCCAUCCCGACGCCAACUCGGUCAUGUAUUUUGCCUGA
Messenger RNA from Bursaphelenchus xylophilus (pine wood nematode), 5722 nucleotides. Lineage: Eukaryota; Metazoa; Nematoda; Chromadorea; Rhabditida; Aphelenchoididae. The record is from the annotation of a GenBank genome assembly.